AGCAACGAACAGAGCAAGAGAAGACAGACCCUUCUGGUGUUGAUUUAAAAUGUCUCAAGCCUCUAAAUUGACCUUGAUGGCCACGUCCCUUACCACAAUGGGCAUCGUUUACUUUGUGCACUGGUCACAGGAGCAGGAGAAAGCUGCCAUGCACAGGGGAGUCGAGCGGGAUAUGGAGAAACAACGCAUCCGCCAGGAACGACAAGCCGAAUUCGAGCUACAGAGGAGGCUUGAAGAAGAAUACAAGAAGCUAGGAAAUAGCAAGAAGAUGGUGGAAAAUUAGGAAUGAGAUAAUCCUCUUCCUUGAACUCAAAAUUUCUCCUGGGGCGUGAUUUUGUAAUCCCUCACUUGACAUGGCCAAUUGUGGUCCUACGACGC
Messenger RNA from Penicilliopsis zonata CBS 506.65, 378 nucleotides. RefSeq lists its product as hypothetical. The record is from RefSeq and is a predicted model, not a curated record. Gene Ontology annotation, cellular component: mitochondrion. The transcript is spliced from 5 exons. Bases 50 to 283 code for a protein of 77 amino acids. Gene Ontology annotation, biological process: mitochondrial respiratory chain complex IV assembly. Lineage: Eukaryota; Fungi; Ascomycota; Eurotiomycetes; Eurotiales; Aspergillaceae.